Dreissena polymorpha is the source of this 7248-nucleotide messenger RNA. Its product is annotated as fatty acid 2-hydroxylase-like. Gene Ontology annotation, molecular function: iron ion binding; fatty acid 2-hydroxylase activity. The transcript has 7 exons. The coding region runs from base 80 to 1225 and encodes 381 amino acids. The record is from RefSeq and is a predicted model, not a curated record. Lineage: Eukaryota; Metazoa; Mollusca; Bivalvia; Myida; Dreissenidae. Gene Ontology annotation, biological process: fatty acid metabolic process; lipid biosynthetic process. Gene Ontology annotation, cellular component: endoplasmic reticulum; membrane.
UAAUUGGAUUUAGUGUAAACUAACCUAUCGGGUACUCCAACAUGAAUGUGUAGUUGUUAAAUCCUGUUCAGAAAUAACAAUGUCGGCCAAUACAGAGGCAUCGCUUCGGUGUCAAUUAAUGGGUGGAAGACUAUGUGUAAUUCAUUCAAAUCGGAUUUAUGAUUUAACUGAUUUCGCUGACAGACAUCCUGGUGGUCGGCAGUUAAUUGUUGAACAUGUUGGUAAGGACGUCACGGAGCUUAUGAAACAAGCGGCCAUUCAUAAACACUCACAGGCAGCAUAUAACAUCUUGGAACGACAUUAUAUCGGAGAGUACCAUAGCCUCAACAGUAAGGAGCAGACAACUAAAAAUGGGCACACAAAUGGAUAUAGAAAUGGCCAUACAAAGCAGCAUACAAAUGGCACAUCAACCAAUGGCACAUCAACCAAUGGCACCUUGACCAAAGCCACCACAACAAAUGGCACCUCAACAAUCAGCAAGAAGGGUCUUCCACAAUAUGAUGACCUGCUGGACUGGUCUCGGCCCAUAUUCUGGCAGGUGGGUUCGCUGGGCAAGAAAUACGAUGAGUGGGUUCACAGUCCCAUAGACUCUUCGCUUUGGCUGUUUGAGAAUGCCUUCGUGGAGUACUUUUCCAAGGCAUACUGGUGGACUGUUCUGGUCUAUUGGGUGCCCAUCUUGACCUACCUCGUCUGUAACGCCUGGGGACAGUUCGUGGAGAAGCCAUACAUGUGGAGCGUCCUGGGAUUGGGAGAAACUCAGGUGCCAGUGGUGAUGUUUCCAGUCCUGUUUUUCACAGGUUUUCUGCUCUGGACCCUGGAUGAGUACGUACUCCAUAGGUGGCUGUUCCACCGCAAGCCCCCAACCAACUCUAAGUUUCUGAUCACACUGCACUUCCUAUUCCAUGGACAACAUCAUAAGUCCCCCAUGGACCGUAACCGGCUGGUUUUUCCUAUUGUACCAGGUACACUGAUGGCCUUUCUCAUUUGGAAUGUUUAUCUCCUCUUUUUCCCGAUUCUUAUAACACAGAUUUUAAUGGCUGGCACAAUUCUUGGCUACCUUUGUUAUGAUCUGACCCACUAUUACCUGCACCAUGGGUCUCCGUCCCUUACAUAUUUCAAGGAUCUGAAAACAUACCAUGUGAAGCAUCAUUUCAAGGAACAAAAUCAGGGCUUUGGUAUUUCCUCCAAGCUGUGGGACUAUCCAUUUGGAACGCUGAUAAGAUGAGGCUCUGUACCAUCUAGAUUCUAGAAUCUACACAACCUGACAGCUGUGUCCUCUAUCUACAAACAUGGAGAUCUGAAGACUACAUUUAAACAUGCAAACAUGAAUAUGAAAUAUUCUUGUCUUUUCUUACAUAAUCACACUUAAUUCUUGAAAUCUCUUCCUUUAGCAUGGAAUCAUCAUAAACUGUCCAUCUAACAGUCCAUCCCUUACCAAUUCCUCUUCAAAACAGUUUCCAUUAUAUCUGACUAAAGUAGGGCCCAAAAAGUCAUCAGUUCUUCAAAAGGAACAGUUUUUCCUUGUAUCCCACUUAGAUAGGGUCCAAGAAGUAAGCAGUGCUGGAAUCACUUUAUCUGUCAGCUCUGGAACUUGUCUUAACUUUAAAUCCACCAGAGUUAAUGGAUUUUGAACUUAACUACUGGUAUAUUAGACCCUGUGUGGUGCACUUGAACUAGGCUGCUACAUGUGUUUUACUAUAAGAUAAAAAUGGUCGAACUACAGCUCUAUAUUUUGAGAGCUCAAGGACGGUAUCAAAGUAUUUGUCUAGACUGUUAUCUUAUCUUUGAUCAGGCAGUUUGAAAGCCAUAGAGUCACAUAAAACCAUCUUGUCCCUUGCUCAAAGGUCAAGGUCACAUUUAGAGGUCAAAAAUCUAAUAUGGCCAUUAUAAAUUUUUCUAGACUGUAAUAUGGCUUGUUAUUGACUUUGAUAUGCAAAAAAUUUACAAACUUUCUUUAUUACGACAUUUAGUUGUGUCCAAACAUGUCAUAGAGUCAUUGAUGUCUGUUUCAAGUCUUUUGUCUUAAUCCUGUUUUUGCCCAUAUGUCAAAGUCAAAGAUAUAUUUUAUUAUAAGAUAUAGUUAGAUUUGGUCAGAUAGUUGUUCUUGAAAAAAUCUGGGUUCUUAUUACCAAGUUAAAACUCGAUAAAGUUGUAGCCAUCAAGGAAAUUUAAAAGGACCAUCAACCGCGUUUGACCAAAAAAAAGUUCUAAAAUACCGUAUUUUUUACAAUUAUUAGUAUAGAUUGAUUAAAAUAUCACGACUGGUAUAUUACAUUACUGGAAAAAAAAAAAAAGUUUUCAUAGUUUCAGUAUAUUCGGUAAUAAAUUUUACUGGGUACAGGUACCAGGUAACUACCAGUUAACUUUAAAUAACGCUAGUAGAUUGAUCAUCAUCGUCACGUGGAAAACACAGGAAUGCAAAUUGUGCAUGCAUAGUGAAUUGUAUAUAUUUUAUAUGUAAAAUGAUCAAUCUACUUGCGUUAUUUAUAGUGUGUAUAUCGUUAUGUCACAUAUUUCACGAUGAACUUUUGAUUUCAUAUGCAAAAUUUUAUCACCGAAUAUACUGAAAAUAUUUUUUUUUUCAAGUAAUGUAAUAUGCCAGUCGUGAUAUUUUACUAAUUAUAUAUAUUUAAGAAAUUUUCUUUUUUCGUCAAUCGCGGUUGACGGUCCCUUUAAGUUGUGGUCAAAGUAUUGGUCAUCUUUGAUCAAGUAAAACACAAAGUUAAAUGACACCACUUCCUAGUGAAUUAUUUCUUAGUUGAUGUUGCUAAAUUGUAGAAAAUUUUGACUUACAACUAGGAAAGCUAUAAUUUGCGUUUUGGUAUCUCUGGUUACUGUAUAUGCUAACAGCAUGCUAAAUCAUAGUACAUACAACUUCAUUAAUCUACAUCAAAUAAUGGUUUGAGCAAACUGGGUAUAGCUACUAUUUUGAACAUUAAAACAUCAUUGUUCAUGGUAUUUUCUUGAAUAAAGUGCAUGGAAAAAGAAUUAUAUUGGAUUAUUGUGGACAAACUGUGUCAUUGUUAUGUAAUUAAAUAUUUAAUACAUAGAGAAUUUAUUUUAUUUAAAACAGAGCUUUUUUAUCUUUUUAAUCAUAUCAAGUUUUUGCUUUUGUAAGAAAAUCAAGAGUAAUUAUCAGGGAUAUUUAGUCCAGAGGAUUUUGUUUUGAAUAUCAUAAUAAUUAUUAUUUAUUAAUUGAUGAAAGAUAUGUAUUCAAAAUAUAUUAUGCACAUAUUUGUACAUUUGUUAAACAUGUUAUUUUAUUUAAUGACAAUACAUGUAAUUGUAUGCAAUCCAUCAUAGUAAUUGGGUUAUUAAUUUAUGAAUGGCUUCCUUAUAUGUAAAAUUUUGGUAAUUUGUAUUGUGUAUGCAUAGCUAGUAAUGCCUUGGUAUUUAUUAUUGGAGCCUUAUUCUCUGAAAACUGCUCAAUGCAUGUGUAUAAAGUGUCGUCCCAAAUUAGCCUGCACAGUCACACAGGCUUACCACAGACAACAAUAUACUCCUAGACUGGAUAUUCCUUUAGAAGAGACUUUUUUUUUACAAAAAAAAUACCAUACAAGUAGACUGGCUUAUCUAGGACGACACUAAGCCCGGUUUUCACAGAAAGAGGCUCAAAGGUACACUGUUGGUAAGAUGUAUUUUGUAUGCAUAGUUAUUAAACACCUUGGUAUUUGUUAUUGUAAACGAGAUUGGUUUUUAUUGUAAAACAGAUGCAAAUAGUGAUUAGUUGUUGUUAACUCUAUGUCAUCCUCUGUCUAUAGAGAGUGCUCCCAUUAAAGAAAGCAAACUCAUCUGUUGAUACAGAAUACUUUGAACUACAGACUUGUUCACAGAUAAUUAACCCUUUCCUACUUUAAAGAAAAGUGAAAGUGGCUUUGUGCAAAUUUGCUGCUCAUAAGUAUCUAAGGUUUAGAGAUGAAGCCUUAAAAACUUGAAUAUAGUAAGAAUGGUCUUGAAUUAAAUAUUACUUUAUAAGGGACUACAAAUGCGUGAAAAUUCGUAUCUAAGUGGUAAAGGGUUAAGUUUGACUUGUUCUUCACAUUCUUAGGAUUAUAUCGACCAAUCACACAAAGGUUAACUGCUUACAAGCCAUCCAUUUACAUCCAUAAAUACUAGAUAUGCAAGUUGUUACAAGAGUUUUCUUUCAUUUUCCAUCUUUAUAGUAUAUAGAAUGUCUGAUUUAUGUGCUGUGUGUUGUAGUUUGACUUGCUUUUGUGUAGCAUCAAACACAUCUCAAUCCAAGUUUGUUUGUGGAAACGUUUGAAUUUUAUUUGUUUUCUAAUCAUGUUUAUUUGUUAACUGACUUGAAUAUUAAUUACAAAUUAAAGUGACUCAAUGCUGUACAUUAUACAAUGGAACAGAUGCUGCAUUCUUAUAUGUUAUUGAUGUUUUGUUAUUUAACUGAUAAGGGCAUUGUUUUAAUUUUCUGGAUCAAUUAUUGACUUCAAAAUACAACUGACAUUCAUCUAAGUUUAAAGAUUGCUUUUGUCAAUUUUUAUUAUGUCCCCCACCCACUAUAGUGGGGGACAUAUUGUUUUUGCCCUGUCUGUUGGUUGGUCUGUUGGUUUGCGCCAACUUUAACAUUUGCAAUAACUUUUGCAAUAUUGAAGAUAGCAACUUGAUAUUUGGCAUGCAUAUGUAUCUCAUGGAGCUGCACAUUUUGAGUGGUGAAAGGUCAAGGUCAUCCUUCAAGAUCAGAGGUCAAUUAUAUGUGGCCAAAAUCACUUAUUUUAUGAAUACUUUUGCAAUAUUGAAGAUAGCAACUUGAUAUUUGGCAUGCAUGUGUAUCUCAUGGAGCCGCACAUUUUGAGUGGUGAAAGGUCAAGUUCAAGGUCAUCCUUCAAGGUCAAAGGUAAAAAAAAAAGCGGCGCAGAAGGGGACAUACUAACUUUAAUAAUAUAAUACUUUCAUUCCUGCCCUUGAAGGUGGCAUUUAGCUGUCACAGUGUCUGUCAUUGCGAGUGUCCAUUGCCCAUCUGAAAACUCCUGUCUCAUUAAUAACUUUGCCAUAUAUUGAUAGAUUUAAGAAAACAAUCUCUUCCUUAAAAGUUAAGGUCACACAUAGAGAAUAAAGGUCAGAUUUUAACUUUACCAUAUGCGUCUUGUUCUGAGAAAACUGGGCUUAAUUCUUGUGCGUAAAGUGUCAUCCCAGAUUAGUCUGUGCAGAUGCACAGGCUAAUCAGGGACGGCACUUCUGCUUUAAUGAUAUUUUUAGUUUCAAGGAAGUCCCUCCUUACCAAAAAUCAAGUUUAGGCGGAAAUUGUCCUCCCAGAUAAGCCAGUGCGAACUGCACAGGCUAAUCUGGGACGACACUUUACGCACAUGCAUUAUGACCAGCUUUCACAGAACAAGACACAUAUAUAGAUGAAUUUUAAAAUAUGUGGAAUAAAUAUUAACCAUAAUAGACCUCAAAGGUCAAGGUAACACUUAUAGGUCUAAGUUAAAUUUGAUAACAAAUUUGUGAUGCGGGGUCGUCUGUGUCCUAUCAACACAUGUUUUGUGUGAUUUUAUUUCAAUACUUGGAAAACGCAAUUCUUUUGCAAAGUGUUAGUUGACAAAAUGUAUUUUGGUGUUGUUCAAGAAGGCAUUGUCAAUAUCAACAUAAUUGUUGUGCAUGACAUAACGUACACAUUUUACAGAAUCUUCAAGCUCUUGGUUUAAAAAGAAUACUAGAAUGUUAAUGAUACGUUUUUUUCUGCCUCAACACCCCAGCUGUCCCUGUCUGCAAGUGAAACAUAUUAAUGUAUGUAACAUAGAUCAUUUACUAUGUCAUAUCAGAGUUUUCUUUGUAAAAUAUAUAAUGGCAAUUUAUUAUCAAAUGUUUAAUCUUUAGUUCAAAUAAUAUAUAAGUAUAGUUGUUAAAAUAGUAUUAAUUGCAGGGAUAUCACUGGGUAUGGAUAGAAUGGUUGUUAACUUGCCUUAGAUAAUGAAAUUUGUUUUUCGUUAUUAUUUUGUUAUGUUUAAAGUACUUAUUAUUGGAUUCAUGUUAUUGUUAAAGAUUUAUUUGAUACAGACUUUAAACAUUCCAAACCAAUGUGUAUUACAAACAGGUACAUCUUUAGGUUAUUCAGGAUCAUAUGAAUAUAAUCAUACAUAACAUCUUCAAUUCACUAUUUUGGGUCCUGUGGGUUUAAAACCUAGGCCAAUGGGUCAAAUUAAAGAAAAUGCUUGUGAGCGAUCUAGACGCCACCUUUAUUAACCAAUCUUCAUUGAUCUUGGCCAGAACAUUUGUUAAGAGUCAGUGGGUUGGUCAUGUGACACCAGUGGGUUGGUCAUAUGACACCAGUGGGUUGGUCAUGUGACACCAGUGGGUUGGUCAUGUGACACCAGUGGGUUGGUCAUGUGACACCAGUGGGUUGGUCAUGUAACACCAGUGGGUUGGUCAUGUGACACCAGUGGGUUGGUCAUGUGACACCAGUGGGUUGGUCAUGUGACAUUCAUGAUAUGACUCAUUUGCUGAAAAAUAUGUGAAAAGUCAAUCUAAGUCAUGUUCCAAAACUGGGUCACAAACUGGGUCUCUUGUUAAAAUGAUAGAAUAACUCAUAAGGCUAAUUAAAUGCCCAAUCUUCAUUAAACUUGGUGAGAAUAUUUGUUCACAGCUAGCCGCUUGAGUUCGAAACUGGGUCACCAAGGUCAUUUCAUCAAAUGUUAAAUAAAAGUUGUGAACACAUUUGUUUGCACAAAUUUUUAUGAAACUUGAUCACAACAAGUGAGAUCUGCAAACUGUGAUAUGCUUCCUGUCCUUUGACAAAAAUUGCCAACAUGAGGUGGGAAGUUUUACUUUUGUGGCUGUCCUUGAACCACAUGAAAACUCCAAGCCACUUUUUUUUACUCAUUAGUUUAAAAAAAAAAUGUGGUUUGUUAAAGACCAUGGUUGCUAGCAGAAUAGUUUAGUUCCUUGAGGUCUGUGGUGAAUGCCUUAGGGCCAUUUGCCCUCUUGUGUGCAUGAUUGUUAUGUUUCAAUAGGUAAAAUGUUCAACAAUUAAUUGUGUGGUCUUAGUAAAUACGAUAGCUGAUGAUGAUUCUUGAAAGAAAUGAGGUGUUUACAUAGUAUGUAUACCAGUCAUUCAAACGAUUACUGUAUACUAGUAAUAGUAGGAGUUAGCUCGUUUAUUCUUAUAUAUAAUAUGAGCAGCAUUUAGAAAGAAUGGGUCUUAUGUUGUAUAUGGCAUUUGGGAAGGCUGGUCAGGAGCUACCCUUUCUGCAAGGAAAUCUUGCGAGUACACAUGCUGAUAUGGAGUUAUGAGAA